Messenger RNA from Diplodia corticola, 1830 nucleotides. Its product is annotated as pyruvate decarboxylase. NCBI's taxonomy places the organism in Eukaryota, Fungi, Ascomycota, Dothideomycetes, Botryosphaeriales, Botryosphaeriaceae. The transcript is spliced from 9 exons. Bases 1 to 1830 code for a protein of 609 amino acids. Gene Ontology annotation, molecular function: carboxy-lyase activity; magnesium ion binding; thiamine pyrophosphate binding. The record is from RefSeq and is a predicted model, not a curated record.
AUGUCAACAAUCACGCUUGGCCGCUACCUUUGGGAAAGGCUGCAUCAAGUCGGUGUUGAUACCAUUCUCGGAGUUCCAGGAGACUUUAACCUCCAGUUCCUCGAUUACAUCUACGAAGUGGAAGGCCUGAGAUGGGUCGGAAAUGCGAAUGAGCUCAACGCCGCCUACGCCGCCGACGGCUAUGGUCGUGUCAAGGGCGUGCCGGGUGUUGUCGUCACCACUCACGGCGUCGGUGAGCUCAGUGCCCUCAAUGGCAUCGCCGGCGCACACAGCGAGCAGGUCAAAGUGAUCCACGUCGUCGGCCAAACCACGAGGAAGAUGCAGCAGGAGCGCAUGUUGAUACACCACGCCAUCAGCAACGAUCCCGACCACAAGGUCUACAGCAAGAUGUCGAAGCUAGCGCGGGUGGCCGAAGCAGAGCUCGACGACAUCAACACCGCCCCCGCAGAAAUCGACCGCGUCAUCCGCGAAUGCUUCCUCCAAUCCCGCCCCGUCUACAUCUUCCUCCCCCUCGACCUCUCCCAAGAAACCGUCCCCGCCACCCUCCUCUCCAAACCCAUCGACCUCUCCCCCCCAAUCUCGCCGCCCUCCCAAUCCGCCGCCGCCUCCGCCAUCCUCGCCUUCCUCCGCGCCGCCCGCCACCCGGCCAUCUACAUCGACUGCCUCACCCAGCGCCACAACGCCGUCGCCGAGGCGCGCGCGCUCGUCCGCGCCCUCCGCCUGCCCGUCUUCGCCUCCAACAUGGGCAAGUGCAUCGUCGACGAGUGCGACCCCCUCUUCGUCGGCACGCUCAACGGCGCGCUCGCCGCGCCGGGCGUCGCCGACGCCCUCGCCGCCCGCGACGCCGUCCUCGUCCUCGGCGACCUCCCGUGCGACACCAACACCGGCGCCUUCACGCGGCCCAUCGAUCUGGGCAACGCGGCGGUCGUGAAUCCGUUCGACGUGCGGAUCAAAGGCGAGACGACGUUCGCGGGCACGUACAUGAAGCCGCUGCUGGCGGAGCUGGCGGAGCGCGCGGCCGGCGGCGGAUCAGAGCCCGAUGACGGGAAUUGGCCGCCGAGGGAGAUGCCGGCGCUGCCGCGCCUGGAGGACUGUCCGGACCACCCCGCGCAUCCGCGCAACUGCGCGUAUCAGGCUUUCCCCGAGCAGACGAUCACGCACGAGUGGGUGUGGCGGACGAUCGCGGACGGGUUUUUGAGGGAGGGCGACGUGGUGAUUCCGGAUACGGGGACGAGCACGUUUGGGUUGGCGGACGCGAAGUUUCCUGUGCGGAAUGUGAGGUUCGUCGCCCAAACCUACUACGGCUCCAUCGGGUGGUCCGUCCCCGCGGCGCUGGGGUCGGAGCUCGCGCUCGAGGAGAUGGCCGCGGCCAAGCAGCGCGCAGGCGCGCCCGACGCGCGGUUCGCGCGCGGCCGGACGCUGCUGUUCGUCGGCGACGGCAGCCUCGGCCUGACGGUGCAGGAGCUGGGCACCAUGGUCCAGCAGGGCACCAAGCCCAUCGUCUUCAUCAUCAACAACAAGGGGUACACGAUCGAGCGCAUCAUCCACGGCGCAAACUACUCCUACAACGACGUCAACCGCCUCUCCUACCAGCACCUCCUCCCGCUCUUCCAGCACCCCAGCCCGGACACGUGCUACCGCCGCUGCGCCAGCAAGCACGAGCUCGUCGCCGCCCUCGCCGACCCCGAGCUGCGCGACCCCGAGCGCCUGCAGGUCGUCGAGGUCGUCAUGGACCGCCUCGACGUGCCGUGGCGGCUGAUGGAGAUCAUUCGGUCGCGCGCGGGUAAAGGGGAGGAGCUGAGGGGGGAGGGGUUCUUUGGGCAGGAUUGA